Drosophila albomicans is the source of this 767-nucleotide messenger RNA. RefSeq names its product glutathione S-transferase D2-like. The transcript has a single exon. Gene Ontology annotation, biological process: glutathione metabolic process. Lineage: Eukaryota; Metazoa; Arthropoda; Insecta; Diptera; Drosophilidae. The record is from RefSeq and is a predicted model, not a curated record. The coding region runs from base 57 to 692 and encodes 211 amino acids. Gene Ontology annotation, molecular function: glutathione transferase activity.
UUGCGGAACCGAAAUAGUUAUCGUUCAGCUCGUUAGCAAUCACAUCUCAAAUUAAAAUGGAUCUUUAUUAUUCGCCUCUUGCCGGCACUAGUCGUGCAAUCCUUAUGAUUGGUAAGGCUCUCGGCCUCGAAUUCAACAAGAUUGAAAUCAACGUAGUCAAGGAGGAGCAAUUGAAGCCAGAAUUUGCUAAGAUCAAUCCUCAGCACAGCGUUCCCACAAUUGUCGACAACGGUUUCACGCUGUGGGAAUCCCGUGCCAUUCUCACCUAUCUGAUUGAGAAGUACGGAAAAGAUGAUUCGCUCUAUCCCAAGGAUCCUCAGAAACGCGCAGUUGUGAAUCAACGAUUAUACUUUGACCUGGGUACCUUGUAUAAGGCUCUCGGAGAUUAUUACUAUCCUCAGUUCCAAAAGAAAGCACCUGCUGAUCCUGAGCUAUUCAAGAAGGUGGAAGAUGCCCUCGGUUUUCUGAAUGCUUUCUUGGAAGGUCAAAAAUAUGUGGCAGGUGACUCAUUCACUGUUGCUGAUACUGCCAUCUUGGCCACUAUUUCUUCAUUUACCAUUGUUAAUCUGGAUCUCAGCAAAUACACAAAUGUGGUUAGCUGGUACGAGAAUGCCAGUAAAGUAGCACCCGGAUGGGAGGAGAACUUGAAGGGCUUGGCUGCUUUGAAGGCAUUGGUUGAAACAAUGAAGUAAAGCAUACAAAAACCUAAUUCUCAUACUUCAUUUACAAAAGUGAUAUUCGUACACUGAAACAAUAAAUUAUUAAAC